AUGGGAAACAUGCGACAAAUGGAGCAAAAGUAUGAUCUUUCCAAGUGUCACGCGUACAACGAGAAAAGUUCCUUCGCCUUUUGGAUCGUGCUGGUACUGCUGUUCUGUCUCGCGUUGGGCAAUCUCUGUCUGACGCUUUCCAUAACGGCCAUUCUGCGGAUCUAUCGUGGUAUGGAAAACAUUGAGCUGAUACAGGACGCGGAUGCGAUAAAAUUUUACGGAAAUAUCGAUUUCGACCGUGUGUACAAGCAGGACGGUCUGUUGGAAGGUUUCUACGAUGAACCGCUAGAGAUAACCGGAGACGAUGGUGAUGUGUCGAUCAAUCUGGUCAAUCGGAAUGGACAUUCGCAUAACAAAAUUCAGCUCACCAGGGCGGGCAGCUUUUUGAAGGGAAUUAAUCAUUUCGAUGUGAAGGAUCCGGUCACGGGCAAGCAGGUGUUUGGGACGUCGCGACCGAACUAUAACAUGCCACAGGGCGCUAUGAUUUUGCAGGCCCAUCUGAUUAACAGUGGGCGCAUUGCGUCACCCAUUAAUGACACGUUGAAGUUGCAAACGCGAAACAAACUUACACUGAAGGGUACGGAGGGUAUCCGAAUGGAGGCGAAGGAGUUGCUGUGGUCGGCAGAUCAGAACAUCUUUCUGAAGUCGGACAAUGGUAGCACUAUGCUGCUGGGUGGGAAUGGUGUGUGGAUUAACGUGAACAAUCUGCCGGUGGUAAAGGGCGAACAUGGCGCACGGACAGGAUCGUCUAGUCAGUACAAGCUGUGCGUUUGCUAUCCUCAGGGACGCAUCUUUCGUAUGGCUGUACCGAAAUCACACAAUGCUCGGGUUAACUGUGCCCAUUUUAGCGCCAAGGAGAAUCCGUGCGUGUAG
This is a messenger RNA of Anopheles maculipalpis, 873 nucleotides long. RefSeq lists its product as uncharacterized. Gene Ontology annotation, cellular component: sarcolemma; sarcoglycan complex. The transcript has 2 exons. The record is from RefSeq and is a predicted model, not a curated record. The coding region runs from base 1 to 873 and encodes 290 amino acids. Lineage: Eukaryota; Metazoa; Arthropoda; Insecta; Diptera; Culicidae. Gene Ontology annotation, biological process: muscle organ development.